AUGGAGUUUGAUCGCAAUAAAGUUGGACGAGUGGUAAAAGAAGAUAGAUUGAGCAGCUUACCAGAUGAGCUUAUUCAUAAUAUCCUGUCUUGUUUUGACAUGAAAUUUGCUGUUCAAACAUGUUUGUUGUCAUCGAGAUGGAAGCUUCUAUGGACAUCAAUGCCGUGUCUCAACUUCGCAAGUUGGCGGUUUACUUCUUUACCAAAGUUUGCCAAAUUUGUGAAUCAUGUUUUGUCUCAUCACAACCAUCAAGUUGAAGUAUCUACUGUAAAGCUACAUUUCACUGGAGCAGCAAGUCAGGUUUUUGUAAGAAAGAUUGCAAAAUAUGCAUUCUCUCACAAUGUCCAACAACUAACUAUCACUAGUUGUCCCAAAUACCGCCUUAAAAGUUACCAUCCUUCCCUAUUCAGCUCUCACUCCCUUAAACAUUUCACGUUGACAUGCCAUUAUAUGCAACUUUGCACUACAACUAAAGCACCUCUGGAUUUUCCAGCAUUAACAACUCUGAGUCUCAGUGAGAUUGUAUUGUGUAGUGAUCUUUUCUCCAAGUGUGUAAACUUAAAGGAUCUCACUUUAGAAUAUUUCUCUGUCAAGGAUGUGGAAGUAUUUGACAUCAUUACCCCUCGACUUUCUAGUCUCAGGCUUGCCCAUGGCAGCAAUUGUUCAGCAGACAUCAAUCUGAUUGCCCCUCAACUUGAGAAACUCACUGUAAUUUUUUGCUCAUUCAAGUGCUUGAAUGCUCCACGAGGACUUUCAUCUUUGGACUACUGGGGUGAUUUGCCCCUGCAAUUGUGUAAAGAUGGAUUUUACUCUCUAAACAAAGUGUCUAUCUUUUUUAAUUGUUUUGAUUUGCGAUAUAAAGAGGAAGAUGCAAUCAAGACUAUUAAAAUUCUUCAAGAGCUCCAUAGUGCCAGAUAUCUUACACUUAACGUGGACAUUGUUAAGUGUAUUUCCUCAUUUCCGGAUUUGUUGUUGCACCAUCCAUCACCUUUUAGCAACUUAAUCAGCUUGACCAUAGAUUACCGAUUGAAUAGGGAUGGAAAAGAAAUAUCUACGGAAGCUAGAAACUUCUUGCUUGAGAACUCUCCAAGUGCCGCUUUAAUCAUGAAAUCACCCUGAGGGAUUGCUAUUAUCAGAAUGAUACACUCAUAACAAUACUUUCCAUGUGUCAAGUUUAUAUUUGUUUAUAGCUUUUAACUGUUCAUUACUUGCAACUUUGUUCAUUUUAUGUAGUCUUUGGC
Molecule: messenger RNA, 1241 nt
Organism: Lactuca saligna
Lineage: Eukaryota; Viridiplantae; Streptophyta; Magnoliopsida; Asterales; Asteraceae
Source: the annotation of a GenBank genome assembly